CUCUGCUCUAUCACAGAUCUUAUAGAAUCUCUAAGGCAUGAGGAAGUUCAACAGAAACUGACUGAGAUCAUGUGCAUGUAUAUGCUUACAGAGCUUUCAGUCUGGAGUUCUGAGCUGUGCGGGAAGAUAUUUAAAUUGCUGGUUUAACUGGGAACUCAAAGAAGAACAUCUUAAAAGACUAUUCUCCCACUGGGUUUGUGGAUCUUAUUUACAAGUAUGUUAAAUCCAGAAGCAAGGAGAGGGUUGCGAACGUCUGGGCAGCUGAAGAACAGAGUAGAAGAGCUUAAAAAUCCCUGGAGACAAAGCUCCCCCCUUGUCUUUAAUUACAAUGAAACAGCUCGUCUUGCCACCGAUGCCUUAGUGGAACGCGGGGAGAAAGCCUAUCUGCAUGUCCUUCAGGAAGAAAAAGAACUGCCUUUCCUUUCCAGCUUGGACAUUGACUUCAUCUGCAACAAUGUCGCAGCCAGUGGGAAAUCUAAUCAGUCUAUUGUUUCUGAUAAGGACCUUGAUGGGACUAACUCCUUGUCAGGAGACCACUGUCCCUCUGAGCUGACAUCUGGUACCUAUUUUCCUUUCAUGUCAGACUUUGAUGCACCUGAUUUGGAACUGGGCUGGCCGGAAAUUCCUCUGGCCACCAAAGCCAGGAAAACAGAAGUUCAAGUUUUCUUCCAAAAACGCAGAUCCAACGAGAUCAAGGAACUGAUAAGGUCGCACAUAAAUAUGGCAAAAAGAGUCAUUGCUGUAGUAAUGGAUUUAUUCACCGACGUGGAUAUUUUAUGUGACCUCCUCGAAGCGGCGAGCAAGCGGAGAGUGCCCGUGUACCUCCUACUUGAUGAAAAGAACCUGGUGCAUUUUAUCGACAUGUAUGAAAAGCUGGGAUUCAACAAAACUUCUUUUGAAAAAAUGAAGAUCCGCACUGUUUCUGGGGACACGUAUUGCACUAAAUCAGGAAAGAAGUUUACUGGGCAGUGCAUGGAGAAAUUUCUAAUGACGGACUGUGAACAUGUGUUUGCUGGAUCUUACAGUUUCAGUUGGCUUUCGAGUCACGUGCACAGCAACAUGGUGACAUACUUGAAAGGAAAUAUAGUUGAAGAGUUUGACAGAGAGUUUAGAUGUCUCUAUGCGGAUUCAUUGGAAGUUGAUUAUUUUAACAACUCUGAAAAUGAGAACAGGUCUUUCAUACAAGGCAUGCCAAAGAACCGAUGGACCCCAUUAAACACCCCACCCGCGCCUCUACCCAUUUUUGGGCACUCGACUCCUUCCAACAGCGACUCCAGCACUGACAGUCAAUCAAGCGUCAAGACUCCUCCCUUUUCAAAGAACCAGGCCAACACCAUCAUUCAUGAAGGGAGGGUAAUCGGUUCCAAUCACAUCAGUAAAAAAGAAAACGAUCAAACCAAGCCAAUGGUAGAAAACUUAACAGAACGAAGACAGUCAGAUCCUGAACCAGACAUGAAAAACCUUCACAUUAUGCAGAAGUCUCCACUCUCAAGGUCUUCUCCUGUUCUCUCUGACAAAAACCACCUACCGCCCACGCCUCCAUAUAUAGGUAGGUUUGGUGGCUUGCAGAACAAGGUUUUGCAGCCUGAAAACAAUAUAACCUCCAGAAUGAAGAGCGAUAUAGCUCUAAAUAAGGUUCCUAAUGGUGUCGGCAUGGACAGUAGGAAGGAUGGUGAACUCCUGACAAACGGGAAACAUGAUAUACCGGCCAUUAAUUCCAAACGAAUGACGCUCGGACACAGUAAACUUGAACUCAUCACACAAUACAAUAACAUGGCAAAAAAGGUCUUUAGUCGAUUUGAAAAAUAAAUAAUUUUCACCUUAUUUGAUGAGUACGGGUGCAGUUCUUUGCAAAAUUAAGACUUCUAACCAAACAUACUGUACAUAAACCACAGAAAUGCAAUAUACGUGAUGACAGGGAAAUGAUAUUGCUUUGUGUUACAACAAACCAUUCCGAAGAGAAGUCAACAAUCAACAAUGUCAACGAUGUGGUCAUCUGUUUCCAUCGUCAUUUGUCAUUUUUGCCUAAAAAAGUUUGAAAUGGACACAGGACCAAUACAAGCUCUGGUGGUAACCCACCAGCUGCAACUGACCUAUUUUUUGCCAAUAAACCAAAGGAAAUGGAGAAAUUCUUUCUGGAUAUCGGUUGGAUAUCAUGGGUGUUUGGAAAGCAUUCUUUGUUGAGACAUUUUUUUAAACCAGAUACCCAGGACUUUUUCUGUAAUAUUUUUGGGGCUCACAGAAUGUGACUGAGAUACAAUGGUGUUUGAACACCGACAUAAGCUAAAUUGGUUUGAUAACAGAAGCAAUUAAAUAAAGUUGUACAUAGAUUCUAAAAA
Molecule: messenger RNA, 2339 nt
Organism: Xenopus laevis (African clawed frog)
Lineage: Eukaryota; Metazoa; Chordata; Amphibia; Anura; Pipidae
Gene: sack1c.L
Product: family with sequence similarity 83 member C L homeolog
Exons: 4
Coding region: 217-1809 (530 amino acids)
Biological process (GO): signal transduction
Cellular component (GO): cytoplasm
Molecular function (GO): protein kinase binding
Source: RefSeq, a predicted model, not a curated record